Messenger RNA from Phragmites australis (common reed), 1112 nucleotides. RefSeq names its product vesicle-associated protein 1-1-like. Gene Ontology annotation, biological process: endoplasmic reticulum membrane organization. Gene Ontology annotation, cellular component: plasma membrane; endoplasmic reticulum membrane. The coding region runs from base 127 to 861 and encodes 244 amino acids. The transcript is spliced from 8 exons. The record is from RefSeq and is a predicted model, not a curated record. NCBI's taxonomy places the organism in Eukaryota, Viridiplantae, Streptophyta, Magnoliopsida, Poales, Poaceae.
GCUGGAAAACCAGAGCCAAAUUAAUAGUUUUCUUCCUUUCUUUCUCCUUGCCCCUCCUCCCUCUCUCUCUCUUCACCCAGCUCCCGAGAUCUCUCCCCUUCUCUCUCUAACUUCUUUGAUCCGGCAAUGGCUGCCUCCGCCCCAGCCACCGCCGGCGAGCUCCUCCGCAUCGACCCCCUGGAGCUCCGCUUCCCCUUCGAGUUGAAGAAGCAGAUCUCGUGCUCCAUGCAGCUGUCGAAUCUCAGCGACGACUGCAUCGCCUUUAAGGUGAAAACUACAAGCCCAAAGAAGUAUUCGGUGCGGCCCAACACAGGGGUUGUCUUGCCUCGGUCUACCUGCGAUGUCGUCGUGACAAUGCAAGCACAGAGGGAGGCCCCACCUGACAUGCAGUGCAAAGAUAAGUUCCUAGUCCAGAGCGUUGUUGCACCCCCUGGUAUAACCGUGAGGGAUGUCACGGGAGAUAUGUUUACAAAGGAGUCCGGAAAUAAGAUGGAAGAGGUCAAAUUGCGAGUAACCUAUGUUGCUCCUCCACAGCCACCCUCUCCGGUUCCCGAGGAAUCUGAAGAAGGUUCCCCAUCUAGGGUUUCUGAAUCAGAAAACGGUGAUGGUCCUGCUGGUGGAUUCACCAGAGCACUGAGAGAACGCAUUGAGCCUCAAGAAAAAUCUUCAGAGGCUAGUGCUCUGAUUUCAAAGUUGUCCGAAGAAAAGAACUCUGCGAUUCAACAGAAUCAUAGACUUAGGCAGGAACUUGAUUUGGUGAGGCGGGAAAUCAGCAAGAGGCGUGGAGGAGGGUUCUCCUUUGUAGUUGUCAUAAUUGUUGCUUUGAUCGGCAUGUUCCUUGGCUAUCUGAUGAAGUCAUAAUUCUUUCAGGCUGCUCUGUGGUCAUAUCAAAGGCAACUGGACUUACAUUCAUGCAUGUUUGGGAACUCGAAAAGACCAUUCAAAUCAGAUGUCUUGAAUUUCUCCUUUCUGUUUUGUCAAUAUAGGACUGCGUAUGUGAAAUGCUGAGCCAGUUUAAGCCUUUCUUUUGUUGUCAAUUUCGUUGGGUGAGUUGUGCGUUUGGCUGACACUGUAACUCGGAAAAUGCAUUAAUUGCUUUUGCUCACAGUUUA